Dicentrarchus labrax (European seabass) is the source of this 6767-nucleotide messenger RNA. It is a transcript of the gene rnf103, whose product is annotated as ring finger protein 103. The coding region runs from base 447 to 2576 and encodes 709 amino acids. Gene Ontology annotation, cellular component: endoplasmic reticulum. The record is from RefSeq and is a predicted model, not a curated record. The transcript has 7 exons. Gene Ontology annotation, molecular function: ubiquitin-protein transferase activity. Lineage: Eukaryota; Metazoa; Chordata; Actinopteri; Moronidae. Gene Ontology annotation, biological process: protein ubiquitination.
AUCUCCUCUGUGUACACCAGCUGAUCGGAGCAGGAGCAGGUCCGUCAUUAUUAUCGUUAUUUGUAGAGAAUAUCUGGGAGCACGCAGGGUCUGGGUCUCUCUCUGCGCUCGCGUUCAGCGGGAAACAGCAGCGCGUACAGCUGACACCGAGCCUCGCGAGGCUUGUUUGUUUUUGUUCAUACAUCACCAAGGCCUACCUGCGAUGCUAAGCUAAUUAGAUAGCAGGAUUCAUGGAAGUGAACCGCUGAUAAACGAAGCGAACGGCCAGGGAAUAUCUUCCCAGCCACCCUCGAGCUAACGAUGGAGGUGUGAUGAACGUACAGAUAUCGAUUAUUGAGCUAAUAUCGGUCGUCAAUGGCUAGAGAGUGAUCGGAAGGUGGCCACAGACAGGCUCUGACAGACGAACACAGGUACCUGGUGGCAGCAGCGCUCUCCUCUAGCUGAAGAUGUGGCUCAAACUGUUCUUCCUGCUGCUGUAUUUCAUGGUGCUGUUCACGCUGGCGAGGAUUUUUGAGGCAGUGGUCUGGUAUGAGACCGGAAUGUUCGCCACCCAGCUGGUGGACCCAGUUACUCUCAGUUAUAAGAAGUUGAAGACCAUCCUGGAGUGUCGGGGGCUGGGGUACUCCGGACUGGCUGAGAAGAAGGAUGUGAGCGAGCUGGUAGAGAGAUCAGGAGAGCUGACACAGGGGGAGCUGUACUCAGCCAUCAAGAAAGAGAAGGAGCAGACAGAGGCAGGAGAUGCCAGCACUACACACUUCAGUGGAGAGAUGCACUUCUAUGAAUUAGUGGAGGACACUAAAGAUGGGAUCUGGCUAGUUCAGGUCAUUGCUCAAGGCCGGGAAGCUCUGCUCAGUCAGUCCAACUGGGAGAAAAUGGUUCAGAAAGUGUCUCAGUUUGGGAUCAGAACUGGAACCUUCAAUUGCUCUAAUGACUACAGGUCAUGUAUCAAGCGUGGCUGGCAGCGCUCCACUCUCAUCAUGUCUGUUCCUCAGACUUCAGCGUCAAAGGGCAAAGUCAUGCUCAAGGAAUACAAUGGCCAUCGCAUUGAAACCGAACACAUCUUCCGCUGGAUGACCUCACAUGUUGCUCAUCGAAUCAAAACCCUGCGUCGUUCUGUGCAGCUGGUGGAGGAGUGGCGCUCUGACCCAGCCCACCCAGUAAAGAUGUUUCUGUUCGCCCGUCUGUCCCAGCCACCUGCCUUCUUCUCCUCGCUGUCCAUCAAGUUCACUGGCAGGAUCGAGUUCAUCUAUGUAGACGUACGUCACUGGGACAACCGCAGCACCCUAUCAGAGAUCGGUGUGACACAUAGCCCCGCUUACAUCCUCAAGAUGCCUGAGGGCAUUUAUCGCUAUGGCAACAGUACCGGGGAGUUUCUGUCCCUGGCUGCCAUGGAUACUUUCCUGCGUUCUGUCCAGCCAGAGGUCAAUGACCUGUUUGUCCUCAGUCUGGUUCUGAUCAACUUGCUGGCCUGGAUGGACCUCUUCAUUACACAGGGAGCAACAGUGAAACGAUUUGUAGUUCUGAUCCGAACACUUGGAACCUACAACUCCAUACUGCUGGUGUCCUGGCUUCCUGUUCUGGCUCUCCUCCAGCUGCCCUAUCUGGACACUCUGUAUGGAUACAGUCUGAAGCUUCUUCGUUAUGCUGACACCACCACACUGGCCAGCCUGGUUAGAGCUGACUGGACAUUCUACUCGUCCCACCCAGCUCUCUUCCUGUCCACCUACCUGGCCCACGGCCUGCUUGUUGACUACUUUGAGAAGAAACGUCGCUGUGGCAUCAGAAGCCAAGAGGACAGCACCACCAACUUAGAGUGGCUGGCCAGUCUGUGGGACUGGUACACUUCCUACCUGCUCCACCCAAUUGCAUCACUGCAGCAGGUCCCAUCUGACCACUCAGACUGGGAGGAUGAUCCCAACUUCCUUUUUGAGCGUUUGGCUUUCCCUGAUCUCUGGCUUCGCCCAUUAGUAAACAUGGACUACAUUAAAGCCCUGCCAACUUGGAGGUUCAGAGCUGUAGGUCUGCACGGGGGGGAGGGGUCUGGUGGAAGGCUGGAUGAUGAGACAGAUAGUUCACAUUCAGACACAGAGAGCAGGGAGCAGAGAGAUUCCCCUCCUGCAGGUCCCAGCAGCUGCAGAAGGCACGAGAAAUCAUUGUGCAAUCAGGACAACAACACACAGCUCUCUGUGUACAACAACAUGGACUCUGCCUCUGCCACUGCCGCUGCAUCGUCCUUCUGCUGUCGUCAUGGGAACAGAAGCUCACCAUCAACCGACGAGGUGAAGGAGGAUAGCUGCCUCACAUUUGAAGGUGUCUCAAACCAUCAGCACUGUGAUUGGUCAGUGUGGCCCGUUGACAUUCUGCAGUGUUCAGAGUGUGUGGUGUGUCUGGAGAACUUUGUCAGUGAGGAGCUGCUGAUGGGUUUGCCCUGUGGCCACGCCUUCCACCAGCAGUGCAUUGUGGUGUGGCUGGCAGCAGGCAGACACUGCUGCCCAGUGUGUCGUUGGCCCAGCUACAAGAAGAAACAGCAGAGAGCUGCAAAGAGCAGCUCUACUAAAAACAGACUGCAGGACUGAUGAGUAAAUCUAACUGAGCCCUUCUUAUCUUCAUGUCUCCUCUCUUCUCUCUCUGUUCAUUGGCACCAAGCUCACUGGGCAUUGAGACUGUGUCUGUUAUCAUCACAGCUUGCUUGGGUGAAGUCAGGACUGGGGAGGAAUGAAGUAGGAUACAUCAGUCAGUUGGGCUGAUGUUGUCAUGAGCCAUCAAUCAGCUUGUUUCCAUUCCUGUUGAAGGCAAUGUGCUGGCCAUCAUAGCAGACAGACGGAAUGAAUGCCCAGUCAACUUGCUUUCUGAAUACAGAGGAUAUUGAGUCACAAGAAGUUGCUUACUAUAUCAAGUCAACUGCAUCAAAAUACAAUUGUAUAAUAACACAUGUACACUGUCUGCUCCACCCUGUAUCAUGACUGACAAAUGCAAAAACCUCUGUGUUUGAUUUUGUAUGUUAAUUAGACUUUUGUUAAGAAUAGAGGGAAGUCGAUAGCUCUUACUGAACCCUCUCUCAUAACAAAAGAAACGUCAGUCAGCACAACAAUGCAAUUCAAAUUAAUCGGUGUGAAAACUACUUCUGUUUCUGAAGGUCUUGACAUGACCCCAUUGACAUCUCCUCACAAUGUACAUUUUUACAUGACUUAAGUAUUUAUUUUGAUUAUCCAGAAAGAAUUUGCUUAAACCAAGUUUCCUACCCCAGCAGUGUCAAUAGUUAUGACCUAAUUCCUGCUCUAGUUUGUCUCUCUAGUGUAAACAUGCAGCACUUGAGUUGUGAUUUAUCACUAAGAACCGUUACACAUACUGUUAAUAGCUGUUGUAAACCUUGAUUUUAGAUAAGGAUACAGAAUACAGCCAGGUGGUCUAAGGGUCUUUUCACACAUGAAAGUCCAAACCAAGGUUUGCGUUUUUGAUACACUGUAUAACUUAGAUCCAGUUUAAUUUGGUUUCACAUUGCAACUAUGCGAGUGCAUUAAACAACUGUAUAUGACAUACCUAGAUCCUGUUGUCAUCACCUACAUGGGCUGCGUCUCCCAAUACUGGCAAGUGAUUUCUUUGUAGACAGGCUUAAUGUCAGUUCAGCAGAUGGCCUUCAAUUGCAGUUUGAAUGAAUGGACAAACAUGAAUGAACAGCUUCAUUUUGUUGCCGCUAUGAUAGUAAUAAUGUCAAUUAAACAUUCAAUCUCCUCUUCACAUGUACUACCACAGCUAAUUUUGUUUUAUUGCGUGGUUUUUAUAUUUGCUCGGUCCUGAUGAUAGCCUGCCAGGACUUCCUGUAAUUGACCCUUUUUAAGUUCCGCCCCUUUUUGCUCUGUGCUCCAAUAACAGCUGAUCAAGCCUCAAUAAGAACCUCGGUCAACUUCCUCCUUGCCUUUACUUAGAUAUGCUGGCUCAUCUGUGUUGAAAAGACAACCACAUUUUGAAAAUGGUAAAAAGAUUAAAGUUUUACACUUGAAAAUACUAUUUGAUCUGGACUGAGACCACCUCUUUACGUCUGACCAAGGUUCGGCUGUUAAGCCAGACCGUGUGACAGGGCCCAUAAUGUGGAUACAGUACCUAAUCACUGAGCCAUGUAAGGGCCUCUAGAUCACCCUCAUUGUGCGUUCCUUGUUCUAAGUAGCUUGAUGUUCACUAAACCACAGACGAUGACGGUUGCCCACCUACAGCUGGGGUCUGCUCGAGGUUUCUGCCUUCUAAAGGUCCAGUGUGUAACAUUUAGGGGGAUCUAUUGAAAUCUACAGAAAUGGAAUAUAAAUAUAAAGAUGUUUUUAAUAGUGUAUAAUCACCUGAAAAUAAGAACUGUGUCUUUAUUACUUUAGAAUGAUUACAUGAUUAUAUCUACUUUAUAUCUACAUAAACCGUGGGCCCAUGGAGUCUGCCAUGUUGAACAGCCAUGUUUCUACAGUAGCCUAGAACAGACAAAACCAAAGACUGGCUCUAGAUAUGGGUGUUCACAUUUUAUGUGCAUUUCACAUCCACCGAAAUUCCUCCUUUGUACUUCCAAGGGGAGGGUGAAGCAAAUGCAAACUACACUACUAGAUGUCACCAAAUCCUACAAACUGGUCCUUUAAAAUCGACGUUUUUUUCCUUGUCCCUGUCGCCAAGUGGUAAUAGUGGGAAUUGUUGGGUCACUGUAAAUAAUUUUACAGUAUGGUCUAGACCUGCUGUAUUUGAAAAGUGUCCUGAGAUAACUUCUGUUAUGAUUUGGCACUAUACAAAUAAGAUUUAAUUUAAUUUAAUUUAAUUAAUGAUUUUAAAGGUUAUACUAUAACAAUAUAACAUUUUAGAGAUUAGUGAUCAGAGGCCACACCCACAACAUUCCACAGCAUAGCCAGUACCACAGCUGAAAAACACAUGAAAGCUGUGAUAAUCAAUACAACAUAUCAAUAUAACAAUCAACAUAUUAUUAACAUAUAUUAACAGUGGGUCAGUAGGUUGUCCUUUGAAUUUAAACUCUCACCUCAUUUUCAGUGACCGGCUCCAAUAAACCCAAUGCACACUACCUGUCCAGCAGCAAACAGCCUUUUAAAAACUAGCUGUUGAACAUAGUAGAGACACAAGCAGCUAAAGAGACAGAUAUUUCCCCCAUGAGCUGGUGAAGAUGAAAACAGCCAGAAGGAGAGUGACUAUUGGACUUAUAUUCAUCAGGUUGAUACAAACACCACUACAAGCAUAAGGAGUUCGGUCUAGACCUGCUCUAUUUGAAAAGUGUCCUGAGAUAACUUCUGUUAUGAAUUGGCACUAUACAAAUAAAAUUGAAUUGAAUUGAAAUACAAUGAUCAUGUUCCUCUGCAGCAGUUUUUAUCCACUGUUUCAACUUCACUGGGUGAUGAUACGGAUGAUAAGGACUACGGUCGAGACCUGCUCUAUUUUGAAUAGUGUCCUGAGAUAACUACUGUUAUGAUUUUGCGCUAUAUAAAUAAAAUUUAAUUGGAUUGAAAAAUUUAAUUGAUAUGUAAGAUGUGUUUUGAGCUUGCAGCUUUAGUGAUAUUAUUUAAUGAAUGCUGUAUCAGGACUUUAAACCAUGAUGUCAGUUUUCCAAAUUGAAUAUUUUAAAAUUAAGGCUAAAAAAGGUUUUGAACUCUACCAUUUGCUGUACAUCUUUCAGAUGUCCAAUGUGGUUGUCUCUGUGAGGUAUAGUCUGCGUGGCUGUUAUUGGCUGACCCUUGCUUUUACCAGAAAUGGACCUGUGUUAGUGAGAACUGAUAUGAAUUUAACAUUGUGGGUAUCAUGUAUGAAGGUCCCAAGUCUUUACUUACAUUGACAGAUGUAACAGAAGGGCCCCACAAUGAUGCUCAGUAGUACAGAAUAGAAUAAUUAAUCCUUUUAAAAGGUCCAGUAGAUAUUUUUUAUAAAAGUAUUUGUAUCAUAUUUGCUGAAACUUUCACUAUAUCUCUAAAGUAGUACAUGAGACAGAUAAUCUUUGAAAAAAUCUGGUUCCUUUGGCUCCUCCAAGUGCUCCUAAUGGCAUUUGCUAGAAUUCAACAACCAAUCAGUGCCAAGAAUGAUUAUUAUAUCUUUCCCUGGACAUCGAAUGCAGACACUUUGAGACCCUGGGAAUGAAACUCAACAAUCAUCUUUCUUCAAUCCUCCAACCCAAAGCUUCCUUGUAUCUUUUUCAGCUCUAAUUGGUUGUUUUCACCCAGCCCUGUUGGAUUCUUGAGCAUUAGGAGUAGCUAGAGUAACCAGAUUUUUUCACAGAUCAUCUGUCUCAGGAUAUAAUGAAAGUAAGCAAAUAAGUCAACAAAUUAUUUUUAUAAAAACUGACCUAUAGUGGCUUUAAUAAACAACGCUCUUAUUAAAAGUGAAUUUCUUGUUAUAUUGAGGAUUUUUAAACAAAUCAGUAUAAAUGACUUGCAGAUAUUAGAAUAAGACUGGAUAGUCCUGCUUCUGGCAAAUAUAGAAACUCCAGCAAGUUAAGGAAACAUAUUCUCUGUAUUGGAUUGCAUAUUGUAUAAGUUACAGUUUACCUUUAAAACUCACAUGUCUUGCUGAUGUCAUUCUGUCUAAAAUCCUACUUGUGGAGCUGUAGCAGGCUGUUUCUUUACCUGUAUUGUUUUAAAAAAAAAAUCCUGAUUUAAAACUGUAAUUUAUCAACUUUUUUUAAGGGUGCUUAACUAUAAUCGUUCAGUUCCUUCCUGUCCUCUUUCUGUCUGUGAAGGGCAAGAAAAGAAAAAUGAUAUGUAAAGUAGUAAUACAAUAAAAUAAAAGAUGUUUCAGCA